AUGGACAUAAGCUUGGACCGCCGAGCUUGCGUGUCUCGGAAUGCCUCCCAGGAAAUACGCAAAUGCUCAGACACGCCUCUAACUCGCAUGCUCUGUGAACAGCACGGACAACAAGCGAAAAGCUUAAACAUCCCUGGAUUAUACACUGCCUGUCCCACAGGCGACUCCGAAGUGCCAUACAACGAGCCCGACUCGACGCGUACCCAAAUCGCUCAAGUCGCUUUGCAACGGUCGUCACUGUGGGUCAACAGACCGGCAGCUGUACUGUCUUCGACGUAUGCUAUGACCCCAUGGGGGAAAAUCCUCUUGUGGACCCUAGCUAUUCUUGGAUGCAUAGACAACUUCAACGCCGCUGAAGCAAUACUUGGGAGUAAAGGCAAUGAUGAUUCGCCUGCAUUGGUACAGGCACACAUGACAAGUUGGGAUGACAAAUUUCGCAGUCCAAGACUGGCAGAGGACGAUGAGCGCAAGUCACUGCCCAAGGGAGAAGGCAAGAAAAAGGCGAAGAGACCCCACAGUAGAAAGCUCUUUUCGUCGUGGAGGAGACGAGGAAAAGGCAAUGCCAAAGACACAUCACAAGAAAAUUUAUUACCACCCACAGACGAUGAGAGCGAAGCGAUUGUCGAUGCAUCAUCGAGUGAAGCAACGGAAACGCCACUGGAGGAGCCAAAGAAAAAGCGCUCCCUACUAAAGCCUCUCAAGUUUAAAGGAUCAAAGAGGCAAGAUAGUUUAAAACGGACCACCGGAUUAGGAGUGGCAUUUGAUGCACGUGGGUUGACUGAGAUCAACGAUAUAAAAAGAGAGGUGCUGGGGAACUUCGCAACAAGCUUAAGUGAACAGGCGGAAGUGUUUGAAGCUAUUGAAGCUGCAACCGCAGAUGGCGAAUUGUGCUUGAAAGCUGUGGCUGAUGCUGACCAACGGACAGCUGGACACUUUCCCCAAGAGUUGCAGUCAGUCCGUCAGGGCCUAUUGAUAUACACUGCUUGUGAACGCCUCCUAGAUGAACUAAAACAAAUUAAUGGGACUGAGCCAAAUAAUAUUCUAGAUGGAAUAUUGUCAUUGCCCACUCCCGGAAGCAACGUUAAGGUUCUUGAUGACUUUCUCCAGGCCAGCGAGCCGGUCUUUAGUGUACAAUCAGUGGACGGGCAAAGCACCACACUAGAGGGCAUCGAGAAGACGGUUGACGCCUCAAAGCUUAUUUUAGCUCCCAACCCGGUGGAGGUUGGAUUUGUGGAUACAACGCUCAACGGCUCAUGGCAUACGCUCCACGACGCGGACCCGGAACUCUUCGUCCGCUUUCUUGAUUUUGCCACCCAAAAUGGAUACAGGGAAUCCCUUGAUACCGGAAGGAAGACUGGAAAUUUCGGAGGUCUUAUCCACUCGUUGAAGACAACUUCCAGCGAUUGUACUUCUUCAGCACUCUCUGCCUGGUUGCCUGGCCCUGAACGCCGCCAGCUUGAUGAUGCAGCCCAGUCUCCUUCUGGCCCGCUUAUUGGAAAGGUACAUGGCAGGGUCGCCCCUCAUGGGCCCGCCUACAGCCCUUCUGCCCACACUUUUUCUCACGUGAUGCGAUCCGUCUGCUCAAUGGAAAACCCUAAGAAAGGCCAAGCGGGCUUGCUACCCAGAGGGUCACUGAGCAACUGUAAUACUGAGUGCCUGCUCAAAGCAGCCUUAAGAAAAGACUGGGCAGAUAAGGCAACGGAAAAGCGUAGAAAAGCGUACCGGCUUAGACCGCGUGAUACAAGGAUUGGCGACGCCCUGCGCAUGGCUUCGUAUUAUUCGUCCGACGAACUUGUUGAGCUUGACCAGAAGAUCGCUGCUGCUUGGUUAGUAGGAAAGUUGCUGUUGGCUGCCUCGAGGGGCCGACCAAACAGUGUGUCCGCUAGUGUAUCUCCAGAAGUUGAAGCUGGAGCUGGGCCGUCAAUUCGCGCUCCGCCAGAAACCGAGGGAGCUGAGACAGGAAGCUCCGCGAAUUCACAGGGUGAUGUUGAUGCCUCCUUGUCAAGUGAAACAAAAAGCGCGUCUUUGCUGGAAGACACUAGGAAACGUUCCCAUAGAAACCAUGGUCAAAACAUAAUUCCAAACGCUGUGCAUGAUUUUGUGGUUGGUGGAAACGUGAAUGUCAAUGCAAUUAACCUAAUAGCCACAGCCAAUGUCUGCAGGGCACUUCUGGACACUGAUCUGACCAAUCCAAUGCUAUUCGCUUCCAGCGUGAUAACAAACGUUCGUGGCUAUGUAAACGACUCUGGAGCAGGCAUGGAGAGCGCAGGAAAACAGCGGAAAUUGGCAAAGGGGUCAGACGUAUUUGCCGCGGUGUACAAAUGGCUCUUAUGUGGAUUCGGUGGAGAACUGCUGGCUCCUGUGUUUGCGCCGUACGCUUCGGUGGCUAUGCAAAUUGGCACCUUCUUAAGGGUGGAACUGGAGGAAAGCGAAGCUUUUCCAUGGGAGAAAAUAGUGCAGACAAUGGGAGAUGGGGUAUUUAGUGCAAGCACCUAUGCGUCUGCCUUGAAACAUCUACAGAAAAAGACAGCCAGUUUCCUUGAAAUGUUCACACCUUGCGUGGCGGAAGUAGAGGAGGCAUUGGACCUGCUAAUGCCUUCAGACACAGAUACAAAGAGUCCAACAUUUGCAAAACGCCUCAAGAGGACACUAAAGAGAACGAAGGGGAAGAGGCAGAGAGUUAACGGAGACAUGUGUGAAAUUUCAGCAGAUGUUCAGCAACUGGCUCGUCUGCUGGUCACUUGGUGGGUACUCGGCCCUUCGCCAAGCGAGUCAAAGAACAAUAUGACUCAAUCACCUCAGAGUACUGCAUCUACAUUCAAAGGCGCUCGACUGGUAUUCGCGUUUCUCAUUUUUAACAAUGGUCACGACCAGGCUAAGAUUGCCAUGGAACUUGUAACAGCAGGGUGUAAAGCAAACAAGUUCCAGGUGCCAUCUGGCUGGGCCUUGGCUUCGAAAAAAGAAAGAUUUGAAACCCGCGAGGUUUCCUUCAAGGACAUAUCCAAAGAAAUUAAUGCGAGCUUAAUGUAUCUUAAUUCAUCAUUGGGUUCACGGGAUAUUUCAGAUUGGCUCUUGCCGAUGAUGGCGGCGCAAGCCUUAGCGGAUCUUUGUGCCAAGCACCCUGUUGUGCACCUUGGCGACCUAGUUUCUUCAGAAGCAGGCAGCAUGAUCCUCAUGGGGCAACAAUGCAUUAAGCUUCAAGACGAAGGCAUUAGGUUAAUAUCCAAGGUUUUGGGGAAGCGAUCUAAAACUCCAGACGAAGGUUACACAUAUGUGCUGUUUCAGUUCCUCAAAGGUAUCAACGCCUGGAAUGCCCCUAAAGGUUCUGCUGGACUGUCGCAGGCUUUUGGAAAAUACGCAAGCAGUUCUGAGGAAGCAGACAAGCAAGCAGUGCUUGAUCAAUGGAAUGGAUCCUUCCCGACUGUCGAAUGCCCAUGGAAAAAGAACGAACGGGCUCAAAAUGCCAUGAUUGGAAAGGGCACAAGUUAUCAGAAGCCUGCUCCUUUGCCGGUCAAGGCUACACCUGAGGCCACGGAAUUCCACUGCCCAGCCCAUGCACCAAUUCGCAUACAAGACCUUGCUGAAGUUCCUCAACCGGCGAUGACACAGUUUUGCACAGGAGACUCCGCUCAAUGUCUUGCUUCUGACUACGACUCUGAAAUGCAGAGGCAACUGUAA
Eimeria maxima is the source of this 3678-nucleotide messenger RNA. RefSeq lists its product as hypothetical. The record is from RefSeq and is a predicted model, not a curated record. NCBI's taxonomy places the organism in Eukaryota, Apicomplexa, Conoidasida, Eucoccidiorida, Eimeriidae. Bases 1 to 3678 code for a protein of 1225 amino acids. The transcript has 18 exons.